Molecule: messenger RNA, 992 nt
Organism: Papilio polytes (common Mormon)
Lineage: Eukaryota; Metazoa; Arthropoda; Insecta; Lepidoptera; Papilionidae
Product: protamine-like
Exons: 6
Coding region: 123-668 (181 amino acids)
Source: RefSeq, a predicted model, not a curated record
UUCUCCGAAACAAAAUGUUUCUUACAGUUAUGUCUUGUAUUUUAUAGUGACAUUUGUUAUUUUAACUAAAUUUUAUAUAAUAUUUUAUGUUUAUGCUGGCGGACGGCACUUAAUGUUUGAUUAUGACGGGCAGCUGCAACGGCGACCCUGAAGUGAAGGAGGAGAAGCGGCUGAACGAUGACCUUCUGCUGUUCAUGCGCAAGCGCAGCGAGACCGACGCACCGCGCUACACUGCCCGCCUAAAGACAUACGUCGACCUGCAACAAAAGCGCCGGCGGGCAGCGGUCGCCCGACGCAACGCGGAACAUGCUGCCGAGAAAGCUGCCUUUAAGAAGAAAGCAGAAUCCGAGCCCAAGGAUAAAAGACCUUCAUCUGCGGAACGGCAAGAGGUCGACGAUGACAAAUCAAGACGUAGCCGCGCGAUGAAGGAUAAGCCGUGGGCCGACAGCGGCUCCUUCUCCAGGGAAGAGUCUGACGCCUGCUGCCGCCGGCGCAGGAGACGCCGCUCCUGUAGACGUCCUCGCAGACGGCGGCGAUGCCGACGGCGCAGUCGACGUCGACGGCGGCGCAGCGUGUGCAGUCGACGCCGACGCCGACGUCGCCGCCGCUCGCGCAGCCGCCGACGCCGCCGCCGCUGCCGCCGCCGACGUCGACGCCGCUGUCGUUGAUGUAACGCCGCUGCUGACGUCACAGCCGCCGCUGCCGCUGACGUCACUUCAAAGUUAACCCGAUCCAAAUUGAAGCGUGACUGAAUACAUUGCAAGCUUAGGUAUAGUACGUGGAGAAAAAAAUGGCAUGUCGUUGACUCUUGGAAAGCUAAAUUCGUCGUUAUCUUUGGUGUCGAAGAUGUAAAAUCAAAAGUCGAUCGUCCCUUUCCAAAGGUUAAUACGCCAUAUUUUCCCCCGCGUUCUGUUCCAAUCCACCCGAGCCACAAAUUACUGAAUGCCGUUCUAUCAUCGCUGCCAGUUUUGAAUCAAAUGUGAUGUUUUUGU